Molecule: messenger RNA, 1202 nt
Organism: Gopherus flavomarginatus (Mexican gopher tortoise)
Lineage: Eukaryota; Metazoa; Chordata; Testudines; Testudinidae
Product: sialoadhesin-like
Exons: 6
Coding region: 90-1202 (370 amino acids)
Source: RefSeq, a predicted model, not a curated record
CUCGCGUUAGUGUCAGCGGUGGGAUCAGACCGGAGUCCCAGCCAUUAACUCAGGCCCAAGGCCCAGGCCGGCUGAGCACUCUAUCCUGGAUGGAGAUGGCCUUGGUGCUGGUCCCUGCCUUCUGCCUUCUGAGCGGUUCCUACGCCCAGGAGUGGGGCGUGACACUCGCACCAGGGCCCCUUGAUGGAUGGGCUGGCUCCUGCGUGACCAUCCCUUGCUCCUUCACCUACCCCGCAGGGUGGACGGUCAGGGCCAUGAGCUGGACACGGGACAGGGAUCAAACCGUGUAUCACUCGGACGAGGCUCGUGUCCACGCUGCCUUCAAGGGGCGUGUCCGCUAUCUGGGGGACCAGCAGCACAACUGCUCCCUGCGGGUGGCAGGGCUGCGCCACAGCGAUCAGGGCACCUACCGCUUCCGCUUUGAAGUAAUGCGCGAUGGCAGGAGUGACGCAUGGACGGGUCGGCCAGGGCAGCAGCUCAAUAUCUUCGCCCAUCUGUGCCGGCCCUCCCUGGGGCGCCGAACGGAACUGGGACCCUCCCUCACUUGCUCCGUGGGGGCCACCUGCCCCCAUCGCCCCUCCUGGUACGACCAAGAUGGUGCACGGCAGAGCGCAGAGGAAACCCCGGGCGGGUCUGGGGCAACUGAGCUGCGAAUAUCCCCGUCCCAGCUGGACUCCGGCACGGCGCUAAGAUGCCAGGUGGAUGGAUACAGGGAUGAGUGUGACUCUGCCCAAUCCCAGCCCCUGGGAACAGUUGCCCCCAACGUGCCCAGGGUCGAGGUUUCAUGGCCGGCAGGGAAGGCAGUGCUCAGGGAAGGCGCCAAUUUUACCCUGCUCUGCCAGGCUGCUGCCCUGCGGCCCAUCACCAGGUACGUCUGGUCCCGCGGGGACGUGUGGCUGCCGGAAGCCGGGCAGGAUUUACGUGUUGACAAGGCAGCCGUCUCCGAUGGAGGGAGCUACGCAUGCGGAGUCUGGGUCUCCGGCCCCGGCUGGGGGUAUCUGAGCCUCUCUGCGAGGGAAUCGGUCGAAGUUCAGCGUGUCCGCGUUACGGCAUUGCCGGGCACCAGCCCGCAGGAAGGGAAAUCAGUGACACUAAGGUGCAGUUACACCAGCAGCCUCUCCACCCCCAACUCCUACACCUGGUACCGGGGCGGCCGGCAGCUGGGGGGACCCCAGCGGGAAAUGGGGUUUGGGACGCAGUAG